Molecule: messenger RNA, 531 nt
Organism: Penicillium daleae
Lineage: Eukaryota; Fungi; Ascomycota; Eurotiomycetes; Eurotiales; Aspergillaceae
Product: YbhB/YbcL family Raf kinase inhibitor-like protein
Exons: 2
Biological process (GO): regulation of proteolysis; regulation of Ras protein signal transduction
Molecular function (GO): peptidase inhibitor activity; phospholipid binding
Source: RefSeq, a predicted model, not a curated record
AUGGAAGUCAACAUGUUAUUGUCUAACUUUCUCGCUGGCCUUUCUCUGCCUUUCACUACACUCUCUCCACUACUUUUCCCUCUCCAGGGCAAGCAGUUACAUAUUCGAUAUCCGAGUCAGAACUGGAUUCAACCUGGAUCAACCAUCGACACGCAAGACACUGGUCCACGUCCAGAAAUUGGCACCGUGGGUCUGAACUGCAAUUCACGCUACUUGAUCCUAUCUCUAGACCUAGACGUGGUUCUCCCUGGAACAAGAAUUCAAACAGUCAUAUUACAUUGGUACCAAUCAAAUCUCACGUUUGAUUGCAAUGGAGAUGGAAAUCAUAGCGUCCUGAAACCUGGUGAAGAUGACAGUUCUUCGUAUACUGCGCCUUACAUCGCACCACAGCCACCGCCAGGAACGCACCAUCGCUAUGUUUUCCUCCUUUUCAAUCAGUCGCACACUUACGAGUUCCCUGAUUGCUUUGAAAAUAUUCCUCCUGCGACUAUGGAAGCACGCAGCGGUUUUGAUAUUCGGAAAUUUAUGCUC